Messenger RNA from Anopheles aquasalis, 2958 nucleotides. RefSeq names its product prominin (gene prom). The record is from RefSeq and is a predicted model, not a curated record. Lineage: Eukaryota; Metazoa; Arthropoda; Insecta; Diptera; Culicidae. Gene Ontology annotation, cellular component: membrane.
CAUCUGUUAACAAGCUACUGUGGCGUAAAAUUGUGUCAGUUGCUUGGUUUUCUUAUCAAAAUUGAUCGAUAGAGUUAGUGAAUGAAUGUUCGAAUGGGCCGCCCGAUAAAAAUAACAUCCACGUAGUAAAGAAGAAUCUCACCAUCGUCAACAAUGGAGCAAGCAAUUGCCGUGCCUCAGGAUUUUCCCGAACCGGUGGCCACGAACAACUACAUCAUUCCAACACUAGGGCUGCAUCAAGGUACCUUUGUGUUUUCUUAUCUUUCUACGUUUCUGUCCUACAUCACACCAUAUGAUCUGCCAGUAGUCUACUGCAUUCUAGAGCUGUUGCGCGAUGCUUUCCACACGAAGGUGUCCUUCUUCCAUCUGAUUCUAGAGGCGCUGAAGGUAGAAUCAGGCUACAUAUGCCUGAUAGCGAUAUUCUUUUUGGUUUCGCUGAUCCCGCUCUGUUACACUAUCGCCUGGGGAUGUGCCAAAGAGCCAGAUGACAAUUUGAAUCCCGGUCCAACCGUCGAUGCCAUCAUUCAAGCGGAAGAGCUCUCACUAGAAGAAACACUGCACUGUCGAAAGAGUUUCCUGGGCCUCAUGUUGCAAGUGAUCAUACUGCUUUUAAUUGCCGGAGUGAUCGCGAUGUUUGUGACCAACGAACAAAUAGCAUCAGCUAUUGAACAAACACCCGUAGUGGUGCGAUCAUCUCUACUGGACACGUCCACAUUUUUACGAGACGCUGAAGAGCAGAUACGCUUUGUCGUUUCAAAUGGCUUGGCAACGGCGAUCGAACGAAUUUGCAACGAUCUUGAAAACAUCGAUAAGUUGCUCGGUGAACCAAUACAACACCAUCUGGCUUUGUUCACCGGCAUUGACAUCAUAUUUGAGUCAAUUAUCGAUAUAAGCACCAGCAGUAGUAACCUUUCACGUCGAAUUCACCUGCUACAGGACACGUUGGCAAGGGCGGCCAAAAUUUCCUACGAAGCCGAGUACCGACUGGACGAGCUUCAGAUACAGCUGUCGGUGCUGCAACGGCAAUGUACCUUCCGUGAUCGGCCACUGUGCGAUACGCUCAAGAUAAAAAACUUUGAAGAUACCGGUUUGAUAGAGCGGAUUCGGAAGCUACAAACUGAUAACACUCUCGCCAAGUUGAUGGCCAUGGGUGAAUCGGGCAGAAACACCAGUAUGCAUGCCCUAACCCAGGAGUUAACACUGGCCAGGGCCACCUUUCGAAAUUAUGCAACAGAGGUGCGGAACGCGAGCGACUACGCCUCGCAUCGCAUCCAGGAACGGAUGAAAGAGCUCACCAACGAAACGGAAACGACAGUCGACAUUUUAACGCAAACAACGAACGCGCUCGUGGAGAAGGUGAACCGGACGGCAAACUUUUCCGAUUCGUUCUUUGAUCGCUACCGUGAAAUUGGAGCCAUUUUGUGGCUAGCUGGGUUGGCCACCACGGUCAUGACGCUGCUCGUGACGCUGAUUCUGCUGAGUGCGUUAAGCUGUGGCUGUUGUCAUGCUGAUAAUAAAGCGGGCGUUACACUUAUCCUUGGAGCGAUAUGCAUCUGUAUCGCGAGCUUGGCAUUAUCGGGCUUCACAAUGAUUGAAAUGCUGCUGGGCGCCCACGGUCAAGUCUUCAUCUGCAAUCCACUGUACAACGAGCCAAGCUACACGGUGCUACAGAAGCUGAUUGACAAACCAGGACUCAUCUUUCCGAGUGAACCGCAGCACGGUGUCAUUGGAGAGUUGCUAAAACAAGCAACACCAAAGAACUGGACAGUUGUACGACCGAUCGAGGUGUCACUAUCAACGGUACUGAAUGAGUGUGAACAGAACCGAGGAUCCUUUGUGACGUUUCAACUUGAUGCGCUAGUUAACCUAUCGGCAACAGUUGAUCACCGCCAGAGGCCAGGACUCGCCGGAACGUUUGAAAGUGUCGGUGCCAACGAGGAUCCUUUCCUGGGAUUUACCGUGCGAAUUCAGUCCAUUCUCGAAGAGAUGCUGUACGAUUCGGAUCUCAACCUGACCGGCACUCGGAUGGAACUGACGCAAGUGUCCCCCGAUAAGGACGUGCUGACCUUCAUCGAUCAGCUGCAGCGAGUUUCCGCGCAAAUCCAGGACGUGGCCACUUCCAGUCGCAUGGCAACGCUAGGUUCGCGGGCGAAACGACUGCAACUGUCCCUGUUGGCUCCACUCGAGCAGCUGCGGGGUGAUAUCGUGUACCAUCUCACGGCACUGGAGCUCCAAUUGUCACCCUGGGCCGCCCAGGUCAACAAGAGUCUCUCGCACCUUCGCAAUGCGCAAUCCUUUCUCGAUGCGGAAGCGGCAGAGGUGUGCUACAAUAAAAGCGACUCCUUCCGGAACAGACUCCGGGGGCACUUGGAGGCGUACCAGAACCACACGACGGCCGUCUUGAACGAUCGGUGUGCCAGCUGUCGGCCGUUGUUUGACAUAUUCGACGCGAUGCGUAUGCUUUUCUGCCAUCACAUCAUGGACCCAAUGAAUGGCCUCUGGUUCUCGGCCUUUUUGUGUCUCUUUUUUUGGGCCAUCGCUACCCCACUAUCGCUCAUUCUGUCGUCCACCUAUCGACGGCUCGAGGUGCUCUCUAGCAAGCUGCAACACUCCAACAGCCAUCGCUACGACCCCCGAACAUCGAUGCGGGAAGAUCAACGAGAAUCUAGUCACUGGUCGACUCAAAGAUCGGUAUCGGUGCAUGUUAAUGCGAUGGCAGAAUCCAGCACCGAUGAGGAUUUUGUAGAUGAAACGACUGUUGCACGUGGCAAAGAAGAUGCAAUCUACGAAGAAGGUGCCGUCAUUAUCGAGUACAUCGAGCUAAGCUACGAAAAUGGCAAUCCAAUGGACUAUCGCGAAAGUUUAAUAUAAUCUGACCACGUUCAUCGCUGGAUUGGCAACCGCGUCUCAUCGUGCCAUUUGUAUAUCUUCGUUGCCAUUUUUAAUCGUUCAAUAAAU